Messenger RNA from Eublepharis macularius, 588 nucleotides. Its product is annotated as vomeronasal type-2 receptor 26-like. Gene Ontology annotation, molecular function: G protein-coupled receptor activity. Gene Ontology annotation, cellular component: membrane. The transcript has 2 exons. The record is from RefSeq and is a predicted model, not a curated record. Bases 1 to 588 code for a protein of 195 amino acids. Lineage: Eukaryota; Metazoa; Chordata; Lepidosauria; Squamata; Eublepharidae. Gene Ontology annotation, biological process: G protein-coupled receptor signaling pathway.
AUGGGGAUCUUUGCCACACACUGGAACACCCCCAUUGUCAAAGCCAACAAUCAAAGCAUCACCUGUGUCCUGCUCUCCUCUCUGCUGCUUGGCUUUCCAUGCUCCUUCCUAUUCAUUGGCCAGCCUGGGACGGUGACCUGCCUUCUCCGGCAAAUGCUGUUUGGCAUCAUCUUCUGCAUUGCUGUGUCUUGCAUUUUGGCCAAAACCAUCACUGUGGUGGUUGCCUUCAUGGCCACCAAGCCAGGGAACAGGAUGAGGAAAUGGGUGGGGAAGAGACUGGCCAUGUCAGUCAUCUUUCCCUGUUGUUUCAUUCAAACCGGCAUCUGUGCGCUGUGGCUGGCAACUUCGCCCCCUUUCCUAGAGUUUGACACGCACUCCCAAACGGGUCAUAUCAUCAUUCAGUGCAAUGAAGGUUCAGACAUCAUGUUCUACAUAGUACUGGGCUACAUGGGUCUUCUGGCCACCAUCAGUUUCAUGGUGGCCUUCCUAGCCCGGACAUUGCCGGAUUCUUUCAAUGAAGCCAAGCUGAUCACCUUCAGCAUGCUGGAAGCUCACUUGGUGACUCUGGGCCAGUCACUUUCAGCCUAG